This is a messenger RNA of Cannabis sativa, 678 nucleotides long. RefSeq lists its product as uncharacterized. The record is from RefSeq and is a predicted model, not a curated record. The transcript is spliced from 2 exons. NCBI's taxonomy places the organism in Eukaryota, Viridiplantae, Streptophyta, Magnoliopsida, Rosales, Cannabaceae. Gene Ontology annotation, molecular function: nucleic acid binding; RNA-DNA hybrid ribonuclease activity. Bases 1 to 678 code for a protein of 225 amino acids.
AUGGGGAAACUCUUAAAGGUUGGCUUUCAUACUAGCAUAGAUGGCAGUAGAGAGUCCUUCAGAGAUCAGGAAGAAAAGGUAGGGGGAGAGGGGGUCCCCUUAUCUUAUGCCACUAGAAGAAUGAAAACUUUGAGAGUGACAACCCUUGAUCAGAAUUUUAAAGAAGACAAUGGAAAGACAGCAAAGAACAAGGGAGACAAACCUUUUAGGGAAACCAAAAUGGAGCAGAAUGGCUUUGAUGAAAUUCCAUUCAACUCUAUUGAAAUCCUUCUCCAUAUUGAGUUUGAGGGCAGCCCACCCCAGUUUGCCACUUCUUUAGUUAUUAAUAGCAUUGACCACUUCAUUAGUAAUAAGGGGAUUGCCCUUAUCACACCUGGGGGACAAUAUCUGCAUAGAGUAGUUAAAUUUGGAUUCAAAGCUUCUAACAAUGAAGCAGAGUACGAUGCCCUCAUUACUGGCUUGAAACUUGCUUGGGAGCUACACGCUAAACACAUCGAGAUCUGUAGUGAUUCACAAUUGGUAGUGAAUCAUGUGUCGGGAGAGUACGAGGCCCAGGGGGAGAAAAUGAUAGCUUAUUUAAGAAAAAUACAGGAUAUGCUUGCACAAUUCAAGGGUUAUACUCUCAGGCAAAUUCCAAGGGAAGAAAACAGAACUGCUGAUGCCCUAGCCGACUUGUAA